AUUUAAAUUUUCACACAUUCUUCGUGUGAAUAUUGCCACUUUCCGCUGAUAACAACUAAGCAACAUGAGUAAAAUACGGUACAGAUGUUGUGUGCCUGAGUGCAUGUCAUUUUGUCUGAUCGGGAAGCAGAAUAAGGAAAGGUUUUACCGGUGCCCGGAUCCUGAUCGGAUGAGUUCCGUUUAUUUACGACGGCAAGCAAAACUAAGGCUUGAUGCAUGGCGGAAAGUAAUUUCCGAGGAUCUCAUGCCGACUGGAAGAAUUUGCAGUAAACACUUCGUAUCAGGUCGACCGGCUUAUCUAGCAUGCACAAGUGAUGUUGAUUGGAUUCCAACGUUUUUAUUACCAAGCAAAAACACAAAUGGGGAUCCAAAUGAAAUGCAUGAAAUGGAAGGAAUUCAUGAAAACGUCUCGGUGCUUCGCAAUUCCGUAGCAAGUGGUGAUGAAAGUACAAUCCAUCCCAGUAACACACAUCCAGAUCCUUCAACAGAAAACAAUUAUGAUAUGUCUCGCCCUGCGAAUGACGAAAACGAUUCAUGCUCAUCUUCGGAGUUAACGCUUUCGUGUAACGGGGAUGAUCAUAUUUCUUUCGAUGAGCAGUCACAGCAAUUAUUCGAUGGAAAUUUACCUGAACAAGUAGAUGAAUCCUUUCGUGAGAAGUGCAAAAAAAGACAAACACGUAAUGUUUCUGUUCAAGCUACGCCACUAAUCAGAAGCCAUUUUACUCAAACCGAGUCAAUUCAAAUUAGAAACGAUCAAGAUGUACAGGAAAUUGAAAGAUUGAAGAGGGUCAUUGCAGUGCAAAAUGUGGAAAUGGAAGAUUUAAAGAAAACCAUAAGACGCACAAAAGUAGACAUGCAGAGUUUGAAAGACAGACCGUUAGAUGUGAAGUACUAUACCGGUCUUGACAAUUACCACGUAGUUGAGGCCAUUUUUCGACAAAUUGAACCACAUAUGACCGCACCACUCAAUCUUACAAAAGAACAAGUGUUCCUAAUGACGCUCCAGAAACUAAGAUUCGACUAUUUUUAUAAAUCGCUAAGCAUUUCUUACGAAGUGUGCCCUGCAACAACAUCGAAAUAUUUUUUAUCUACAAUAUACACUUUGUAUAAAAUAUUUUUCAACGUUGUGCACUGGCCAUCAAGGGACACUCUGAAGAAACAUACUCCACAGUGCUUCCGCGAUGCAUUCGGCGAUGACACUACUAUAAUAAUCGACUGUUUUGAAAUCCGUGGCCAACGUUCAUCGAACCCCAUUGCCGCAGCGCAACAGUGGUCCGAUUAUAAAAAAGGUAACACCAUGAAAUAUCUGGUUGGCAUCAGUCCAUCAGGAUGCGUAAUUUUCGUUUCAAGGGGCUAUGGAGGUAGAACAUCCGAUAAAUAUAUUAGUACUGACUGUGGAUUUCUUAACCACGUGUCCGAAGGUGACGUCAUAAUGGCUGAUCGCGGAUUUCUUAUAGAGGAAGAAAUUAAAAAGAAGAAUGCAAGACUGAAUAUUCCGGCUUUUAAGAAGUACGGUCCUCAACUAACUGCUUUGGACGUCGAAAAUACUCGGAAAAUAGCGAAUGUCCGAAUUCAUGUGGAACGAGUGAUUGGGAUGAUUCGAGAGAAGUAUCAGCUGUUGAAGGGACAUGUGCCAAUGACGCUGAUAAUGCGUCAACAUAACGGAAUUAUGGCAAUGGAUAUGAUAGUGUACGUUGCAGCGAUUCUUGUCAACAUAUGUAAACCCAUAAUUAAUUAAAAGUGUGUAAUAUGGAGAGUUCUAGUAUUACAAACGA
Armigeres subalbatus is the source of this 1775-nucleotide messenger RNA. RefSeq lists its product as uncharacterized. The transcript is spliced from 3 exons. The coding region runs from base 65 to 1738 and encodes 557 amino acids. The record is from RefSeq and is a predicted model, not a curated record. NCBI's taxonomy places the organism in Eukaryota, Metazoa, Arthropoda, Insecta, Diptera, Culicidae.